AUGCCAGAAAGAGGUCAUGCGAUUGCGAUUGGCAAGGGUCGCAUCAUUCGCAACAAAGCUCCAAGCCCGAAGGAGGGUUCAGCGAACACCAUCCCUGUCACGGUCGCUGACGCUAGGUUUAUGAAGCCUUUAGAUCGAGAUCUGAUUCGCAAGCUUGUCAAUGACCAUGAAAUUAUCAUCACUGUGGAGGAAGGUUCGAUCGGUGGGUUCGGAGACCAUGUGCUACACUUUGCUGUGCUCGAGGGUAUGUUGGACGAUGGAAAGGUCAAGUUCCGCCCCAUGGUUCUACCAGAUCGAUACAUUGAUCAUGGCAGCCAAGGUGAGCAGUACGAAGAAGCUGGACUGAGUGCAUCCCACAUUGAGGCGACAGCAAUGAGACUGGUAGGAAGGUCUGCUACAGUGUUGACAAGUGCACGUGCCCUUGAUCUUAACCAGAUGCAAAAGUGA
Messenger RNA from Chondrus crispus (carragheen), 447 nucleotides. RefSeq lists its product as hypothetical. Gene Ontology annotation, molecular function: 1-deoxy-D-xylulose-5-phosphate synthase activity. Lineage: Eukaryota; Rhodophyta; Florideophyceae; Gigartinales; Gigartinaceae. The transcript has 2 exons. The record is from RefSeq and is a predicted model, not a curated record. Bases 1 to 447 code for a protein of 148 amino acids. Gene Ontology annotation, biological process: terpenoid biosynthetic process.